UCUUGCGGCAGCUGAUCCUUGCUCCUGAAAGGCUGACCUCUGCCCUGUAACGUGCGGCUGUCCGAGCCUCAGCUGCGGCCGCGCAGCCGCGGGCUCCCUGGGAGUCCCGGCCGCAGCCGCUCUGCCGGCUCAGCAGCGCUGGUCUCGUGUUGCUGGUCCUCGUGCCCGCGCUUCAGCCCGAUGCUUCUAGCAGCUGCUGGAUGGUUGAGCACAAAUGACAGGCUGCGGUUCACCGUAAAGGGAGAGUGAGAGCUGCUUCUCUUCGGAGCCAGAGAGAGGAGGUGUGUCAGGGCACCAGCUCCCUGGGAAGAUUCUCGCCGCGGCUCAACAUCGUCGCUUCCUUUUACACUUCUUGUCAUCCAGGCGUUCCGUGCUCUUGACCUGGGAAAGAUGGUUAUAAUAGUAACGAAGCUGGUGCACUGCUUUCAUCUCAGUCGCAGAUAUGGCCAGUAUACCAUGAACCAGGAAAUCACCAAAGUUAUAGAAAGACCUCCAUUUGAUCGAUCAAGUUCCCAGGAUUCUUUGGAUGAACUAUCUAUGGAAGAUUAUUGGACCGAGCUAGAAAAUAUCAAGAAAUCCAGUGAGAACAGACAAGAAGAUCAAGAGGUGGUGGUUGUCAAAGAGCCUGAUGAGGGAGAACUGGAAGAAGAGUGGCUUAAGGAGGCCGGUUUGUCCAAUCUCUUUGGAGAGGCUGCUGGAGAUAACCAAGAAAGCAUGGUGUUUUUAUCAACACUGACCCGGACGCAGGCGGCAGCUGUUCAGAAACGAGUAGAGACUGUCUCCCAGACCUUGAGGAAAAAAAACAAACAGUACCAGGUUCCUGACGUCAGAGACAUAUUUGCUCAACAGAGAGGGUCAAAAGAAAGGGAGCCUCCAGAUGGUGCAGAAUCACAAUCAGUCAGAACAGACGAAAACAAAUACCAAGGAAAAGAUGAUCAGGCAUCUAGCCUAGUUGUUGGCGGAAAGGAGCUGACUCCAUUGGUGCCUGAAGAGGCACCUGUCUCUGAAACAGACAUCAACCUGGAGGUAUCAUUUGCAGAGCAAGCUGUCAAUCAGAAAGAGAGCUCCAGAGAGAAAAUCCAGAGGAGCAAAGGGGACGAUGCCUUGUUACCUAGUUUCAGAUUGCCAAAAGACAAAACAGGCACCACCAAGAUUGGUGACCUGGCGCCCCAGGACAUGAAGAAAGUUUGCCAUUUAGCCUUAAUUGAGCUGACCGCCCUCUAUGAUGUAUUGGGUGUUGAACUGAAACAACAAAAAGCUGUGAAAAUCAAAACAAAAGAUUCUGGCCUUUUUUGUGUUCCAUUGACAGUGCUGUUAGAACAAGAUCAGAAGAAAGUACCAGGAACUCGAAUACCCUUGAUAUUUCAAAAACUGAUUUCUCGCAUUGAAGAGGGAGGUUUGGAAACAGAAGGCCUCUUAAGGAUACCUGGAGCUGCUGUUCGAAUCAAGAAUCUUUGCCAAGAACUGGAAGCAAAGUUUUAUGAAGGGACUUUUAAUUGGGAAAGUGUUAAGCAGCAUGAUGCCGCCAGCCUGCUGAAGCUCUUCAUCCGGGAGCUGCCCCAGCCACUGCUCAGUGUAGAAUAUCUCAAAGCCUUUCAGGCUGUCCAGAAUCUUCCAACCAAGAAGCAACAACUACAGGCUUUGAACCUUCUUGUCAUCCUCCUGCCCGGUGCAAACAGAGACACGCUCAAGGCCCUGCUUGAAUUUCUCCAAAGAGUCGUGGACAAUAAAGAGAAAAAUAAGAUGACGGUCAUGAAUGUAGCAAUGGUCAUGGCCCCGAAUCUCUUCAUGUAUCAUACAUUGGGUUUGAAGUCCAGUGAACAGCGAGAAUUUGUAAUGGCAGCUGGGAUAGCUAAUAUCAUGCACUUAUUGAUUAAGUAUCAAAAACUUCUGUGGACAAUUCCCAAGUUUAUUGUCAACCAAGUGAGGAAACAAAACACUGAAAAUCAUAGAAAAGAUAAAAAAGCCAUGAAGAAAUUGCUGAAGAAAAUGGCUUAUGACCGGGAAAAAUAUGAAAAGCAAGAUAAGAGUGCAAAUGAUGCUGACGUUCCUCAGGGAGUGAUUCGAGUGCAAGCUCCCCAUCUUUCGAAAGUUUCCAUGGCAAUACAGCUAACUGAAGAACUCAGAGCCAGUGAUGUACUUGCCAGGUUUCUCAGCCAAGAAAGUAGUGGGGUUGCCCAGACUCUCAAGAAUGGGGACGUUUUUUUGUAUGAAAUUGGAGGAAAUAUUGGGGAACGCUGCCUCGAUGACGACACUUACAUGAAGGAUUUAUAUCAGCUCAACCCCAAUGCUGAAUGGGUUAUAAAGUCAAAGCCAUCAUAGAAGUCUUAACGCUGCAAAUAACCGCAAGGACUCCCUUAGUCAUAUUUGCUGGGUCAAGAGUGUAAAUAAAAGAAACAGUGGGACACUUUUAUUAUUCAAAUGUACCUGACUCUUGAAUAGUGACACACUCAAGCUUUAAAAAGUUAUAGAUUUGUGCUGCUGCCAGAUUAUGUUAAUUGUUUUUAUUCAUAUUAUUAUUAGAAAACAUCUCUGGAGUGAGAAGAAAGGGGCUUAUUUAGCUUGGAGGCUAUUUUCAUACACUCUGUGGAAUGUGUCCAGAAGUGACAUCAUUUUCUUUAAAUGUGAAAAUAUGCUCUCUUCCCUCUCUUUUUUUCUCCUAAAAUAAUACAUACAGUAAUAUAUGCUUUUUCACCUUUCUCUCCUCCUGCCAUCUGCCUUCCCCCAAAUUGGUUUACUUUUCAACCAAAAAGGUAACAAAUACCAGGUAUGGCAAGUUGUAAGGGCAGUACCUGUUAAACCAGACUGAAUUCAACAGUAUUCCUGUCUCUAUUGAACGUUAAUAUUUACCUCUUUGAAUCAUUUGUUCAAACAAUAGCAUCCCACUUCUUCCUGCUGUAUCACAUGAAGUGAUUUGCAUUUUUUUUCAGUUUAUCUGACAUAUGUGCACAGAACUGUAUCCACUAUCAAGAAAAUAGAACUGUCAGAAACUGCCAAUUAUUACUGCACCAUUUAAGACUUACAUACUCAGAAUAAAUAAAAAAAUCCACGUGGAAUAACUGGAUUAUGGAUAACAAGAGAGUGAAAGCCAGAUCACUUCACGUAUGCUGUAGUCUUCUCAAUGAAACUUAAAAAGUCAUAGCUGGCUUUACCUGUUGUCAUAUUAACAGUACAAAUAUGCAUGAUUGUAUGAUCCAGUAAUUGUUGAGAAUGUAUUCUGCUGAAAGGGGAAUUUUUUUUUUAACUCAUAAAUAAGUCAACAGUAAGAGUUAUUCUUCUGGGUAUGACACAGUCAUAUGAACAAGCUUUUGUUUGUGUCCUUAUUUUAAAUAAUCAGAGCAAAUUUAUUACAAUGCGGUGGAAAGGACUGUUCCCAGGGAUUUUAAUGCACGAACCAUAUUGUGAAAAGAGAUGAGCCUCUGUAUGUAAAUAAGAGGAAUGAAGUGACAGAGAAAUGUUCAAUAUUUUUUGAGUUUAGAGUGUAGUAAAUAAAAGGUGAUGUAAAUAAAUAUUGCACAACUGUGUUUAUGAUACUUUUAUUAGGACUUUAGGAAAAAUUGCACAUUCUCAGAAGCUCUUGAUGUCACUCUAAUUAGGAGGGAAAAACGCUGCUAAUGAGAACAGUCGCAAAUUUUAAUUAUAAGAGCAGCCUGUGGAUAUGAUCACUUAAAUAUCUUUGUGGUGAUUUGUGCCAUUGCUUUUUUAUUUAAAAAAUUUUUAUAAUUAAAUGCUUUUUUCUAAAUUAUCUUCUCUUGGAAUUAUUACUUUUAACCCUAUGCGUUCAUGAGUAUAAUAAUGGACCAUUUUUGUUUUUGUUAAAAGUCAUUUCUACUUUUACUGUUCCUAUUUAUUGUUCCUCUGUAAUUUUUAAAGUGGG
Globicephala melas (long-finned pilot whale) is the source of this 3877-nucleotide messenger RNA. The record is from RefSeq and is a predicted model, not a curated record. Lineage: Eukaryota; Metazoa; Chordata; Mammalia; Artiodactyla; Delphinidae.